Molecule: messenger RNA, 378 nt
Organism: Seminavis robusta
Lineage: Eukaryota; Bacillariophyta; Bacillariophyceae; Naviculales; Naviculaceae
Source: the annotation of a GenBank genome assembly
AUGAUGGCCCAAAGAGCCUGGACAGUAGUGGCGGUGCUUGCAGUGACGCUGCCUCAUGCCACUUUUGCAUUCGCGCCAGGAAACCCCCACAGGCGAAGUUGUCUGCACCCGAAACUGUUGUUUGUGCGCCUUUCAGUGCAACAACAAUCGAACGAAAACACAAAGGACAAACUAGAACUAGCAGGUGACGACGAUACUGUCCAGCUAGGAACGCAGGAAUACUAUCAAGGAUUCGUUUCGCGGUCCCUGGACGAAGAACCCGUGGAACGUGUGACAGGAGAUGCCGUCUUGGGGCCAACCUUCAAGUUUGUUGGUGGAUUCGCAGUGGUCCUAGUUGGGCUUGUUCUAGGUUUCAUGGCGAGCAAUGGAUUACUCUAG